Molecule: messenger RNA, 1860 nt
Organism: Pipistrellus nathusii (Nathusius's pipistrelle)
Lineage: Eukaryota; Metazoa; Chordata; Mammalia; Chiroptera; Vespertilionidae
Source: the annotation of a GenBank genome assembly
AUGGCUUCAGAUUCUAUGAAUACAAAAUACCCUCGGAAUCACUUCACGAAGGGGAAAAGGCAGCAGCACCAGCAAGCAAAGACCAGGUCCUCCAUCGGUGAUGGCGAUGGCGACGACUCCUUCAUCUUUGAAGCACAGGAAGCUUGGAAAGAUUUUCAUGGGUCUCUUCUUCGGUUUUAUGAAAAUGGAGAACUCUGUGAUGUCACACUAAAGGUUGGCUCCAAGUUAAUCUCUUGUCACAAACUGGUUUUGGCUUGCGUUAUUCCCUACUUCAGAGCCAUGUUUCUCUCCGAAAUGGCUGAAGCCAAGCAGACGGUGAUUGAGAUUAGAGACUUUGAUGGCGACGCCAUAGAAGACCUGGUCAAGUUUGUCUAUUCCUCACGGCUCACUCUGACUGUUGACAACGUCCAGCCUCUCCUAUACGCAGCCUGCAUUCUGCAGGUGGAACUGGUGGCGAGAGCUUGCUGUGAAUACAUGAAGUUACAUUUUCAUCCCUCCAACUGCCUGGCGGUAAGAGCCUUUGCGGAAAGUCACAAUCGAAUAGACUUAAUGGACAUGGCGGACCAGUAUGCCUGUGAGCACUUCACUGAAGUGGUGGAGUGUGAAGACUUUGUUAGCGUGUCACCCCAGCAUCUCCAUAAGCUUUUGUCCUCCAGCGAUCUGCAUAUUGAGAAUGAAAAACAGGUCUACAGUGCAGCCAUCAAGUGGCUCCUUGCCAAUCCUCAGCAUCAUUCCAAAUGGCUGGAUGAAACGCUUGCCCAGGUUCGUUUGCCGCUGUUGCCAGUGGAUUUCCUUAUGGGUGUUGUGGCAAAAGAACAGAUUGUCAAGCAAAACCUAAAAUGUAGAGAUUUAUUGGAUGAAGCAAGGAACUACCACCUUCACUUGAGUAGCAGAGCAGUACCUGACUUUGAAUACUCUAUUCGGACGACACCAAGGAAGCAUACCGCUGGUGUGCUGUUUUGUGUGGGUGGCCGAGGUGGAUCUGGUGACCCUUUUCGAAGUAUUGAGUGCUAUUCUAUCAGCAAAAACAGUUGGUUCUUUGGACCAGAGAUGAAUAGUCGAAGGCGACAUGUGGGUGUGAUCUCUGUGGAAGGUAAAGUGUAUGCCGUGGGUGGACAUGAUGGAAAUGAGCACUUGGGUAGCAUGGAGAUGUUCGACCCUCUCCAUAACAAGUGGCUGAUGAAGGCAUCGAUGAACACAAAGAGGCGAGGGAUUGCCUUAGCCUCCUUAGGAGGCCCAAUUUAUGCGAUUGGAGGGUUGGAUGACAACACCUGCUUCAACUACGUGGAGAGAUAUGACAUAGAGUGUGACCAGUGGAGCACAGUGGCACCAAUGAUCACUCCCCGGGGAGGCGUUGGCUCUGUGGCUCUCGUGAACCAUGUUUACGCAGUGGGUGGCAAUGACGGAGUAGCCUCUCUCUCUAGUGUGGAGAGGUAUGAUCCACAUCUGGAUAAGUGGAUAGAACUGAAAGAGAUGGGCCAACGAAGAGCAGGCAAUGGAGUUAGUGAUCUCCAUGGUUGUUUAUACGUUGUUGGCGGUUUUGAUGAUAAUUCUCCUCUGAGUUCGGUUGAGCGGUAUGACCCUCGAAGCAACAAGUGGGAUUAUGUAGCAGCACUUACCACUCCCAGGGGUGGAGUGGGGAUCGCAACCGUCAUGGGCAAAAUCUUUGCAGUUGGUGGUCAUAAUGGCAACGCUUACUUAAAUACAGUAGAAGCAUUUGAUCCAGUGCUGAACAGGUGGGAGCUUGUUGGAUCUGUGUCUCACUGCAGAGCUGGAGCAGGUGUAGCUGUGUGUGCCUGUUUAACCAGCCAAGUUCGAGAUGUAGGUCAUGGAUCCAACAAUGUGGUUGACUGCAUGUGA